CUCCAGCUGUGGUUGAGACUAAUCACCACCUCUAGUGACUCACUUACAAAAGAAAGAAAAACUGUAUUAAAAACAAUAAAAUAUACAUUUAUACACUUGUAAUCAAAAAAGAUCAACAACAACAACCGCUAAAAAGCAAUGGCUGCCACCCUAAAACCAUAUUUAACUGCCGUGCGGCAUUCGCUGACAGCCGCAAUGUGUUUACAAGAUUUUCCUUCGCAAGUUGUGGAGCGGCACAACAAACCGGAGGUGGAAACUUGCUCCAGCAAAGAACUUGUGCUGACGCCCAUUGUGGUCUCCCGAAAUGAGAGAGAGAAGGUACUGAUCGAGCCAUCAAUUAACUCGGUACGCGUUAGCAUUGCAGUUAAGCAGGCAGAUGAAAUCGAACGCAUUCUGUGCCACAAGUUCACCCGAUUCAUGAUGCGACGUGCCGAGUCAUUCAUCAUUCUGCGACGAAAGCCAAUCGAAGGAUACGAUAUCAGCUUUUUGAUCACGAAUUUCCACACAGAGCAAAUGUAUAAGCACAAGCUGGUUGACUUUGUCAUCAGUUUCAUGGAGGAAAUCGAUAAGGAAAUCAGUGAAAUGAAACUGGCCGUAAAUGCACGAGCCCGAACCUGUGCUGAGGAAUUCCUAAAACGAUUUUAGUUCUUAUCAACAACAAAAACAUUGUGACAUCAUUAACAAUUUCAAUAAAAGAAAAAUGUAUGCUUCCA
Molecule: messenger RNA, 713 nt
Organism: Drosophila nasuta
Lineage: Eukaryota; Metazoa; Arthropoda; Insecta; Diptera; Drosophilidae
Gene: Arpc4
Product: Actin-related protein 2/3 complex, subunit 4
Exons: 1
Coding region: 139-645 (168 amino acids)
Biological process (GO): Arp2/3 complex-mediated actin nucleation; actin filament polymerization
Cellular component (GO): actin cytoskeleton; Arp2/3 protein complex
Molecular function (GO): actin filament binding
Source: RefSeq, a predicted model, not a curated record